Messenger RNA from Pyrus x bretschneideri (Chinese white pear), 345 nucleotides. Its product is annotated as disease resistance protein RML1B-like. The record is from RefSeq and is a predicted model, not a curated record. The transcript is spliced from 2 exons. NCBI's taxonomy places the organism in Eukaryota, Viridiplantae, Streptophyta, Magnoliopsida, Rosales, Rosaceae. Bases 1 to 345 code for a protein of 114 amino acids. Gene Ontology annotation, biological process: signal transduction.
AUGGCCUCCUCCUCCUCAAAAUGCGAAAUUAUCACACAAGCACUGAAGCAAGCAGUCAAAGACUCUAGGCUUGCUGCUGUCAUCUUCUCAAGCGGGUAUGCCGAGUCGAGAUGGUGUCUUGAUGAGCUGGUCGAGAUCUUGGCCUGCAGAAGAAUAAUGGGGCAAAUGGUUUUGCCAAUUUUCUAUGACAUCGAUCCCUCCGAUGUCAGGCAUCAGAGGGGUGCUUUUGAGGAAGCAUUCCGGGAACAUCAAAAGCGCUCCCCUGAAAUGGUGCAGACCUGGAAAGAUGCUCUUAAUGAAGCUGCAGAGUUGGGCGGCGAGGAUUUUAGUGCGACUGAUGGGUGA